ACUAGCAAAACAUUCGACCGUCUUCCAGAACUUCAGUGUUCUUGAAGAAGCCACAACUUCUGCAACCACCUACAACUACUGCAGUUGUCACAUUUUCUUUCUCUUCAACACCACUGUUGAACUUUUCUGGUACCAUGGCCAACAGGUACAAUCCCAAGCGCAGAGGAGGCACUACUUACCGUGGGCCGAACCAUCAACAUGACAACCCCGCCAGGCCCCAAAGCUCUCGUGGUGCCUCUCAGGAAGAAGCCGACUACAUGAGAGAGCACAACCACAACAUGAGCCUUCGAAUCAAGGAGCUCAUCGCUGAGAACCAGCAGUACUCCUGCAAGAUGCUGAGCUCUAAGGCCAGGAUCGAGCACCUGCAGGAGAUUCUGCAGGAGAAAGAGAAGGAGCUACAGGACGAACGCCAGCAGAAUGAGGAGAGAAUCUCAGUCCUGGAAAUGCAGCUAAAAGAGCGCAAGGAGGCCGAAGAACUGGCUGAGAACACCAUCGAGUCCAAAGAACAACAGGACUUUGAGGUCUCCAUCGAGAACAUGAAAACAUCGUCCAUGAAUUGGGGAGACUACAUGGACGAUGUCGAUGAAAUGCAAGAGCAGCUGGAACUUAAAGACAGAGAGAUAUUGAAUCUUAAAAAGGAGAACCAGAGUCUCUCUGCUGCUCUCAAAACUGCCAAGAACCUGCAGAGAGAUGGAGACAAAUCUCUGGAGGACAACAAAGAGCUGCAAGACCAGAAAAAGGCACUUGAUGAGGAAAGAAAAGCAGUUCAGAAAGCCAAGAAAGAGCUCGAGCAGAAGACAAAAGAACUGCAUGAGGAAAAGAUCUUUCUGGAGAAACACCAGAAAGAACUCCAGACAAACCAGAAAGAGCUUGAGCAGAAAAGCAAAGAUCUGCACGACGAAAAGCUCUUACUUGAAAAACAGAAAAAAGAAGUCCUGAUAAACCGGAUAAUAGUUGAGCAGAAGGACAAAGGGUUUCAAGAAGGAAAGAUGUGUCUGGACAAGCAGAAAAAAGAAGUCCAGACAAAUAAGAGAGAACUCGCGCAGCAGAGUAAAGAUCUGCAAAAGGAGAAGAACUCACUUCUCGAGCUGAAAAAAAAAGUGAAGAGAAAGAUGGAACAGCUCGAGCAGAAGACCUACGAGCUGCAAGACGACGAGGAGGAGCUCGAGCAGGACAGAAAACAGCUGCAGAAUGAAAAUAAUGCAUCAGAGGAGAUGAAAAAAGAGCUUCAAGCUGAGAAGAAAGAACUUGAAGAGAUUCGGAAAGUUCUAGAAGCUCAGAAUGUUGAAGUCAACAAGGAGAAGUCAGAAGUGGAGCAACAGAGGAAGAUUCUGGACGAGAAACAGAAAGAACUGGACGAGGUGAAAGAGAAAAUGAAGGAGGCUUAUCUGAAGAUGAAAGAGGAGAAGAAAAAAGCAAGUAAAGACAUGAAGACAAAACUAGAGAUGGAGGACAAGAGCGAGAUCCUGGAGCGAAAAAAUAUAGAAAUCCAGGGAAAGAUUGACGAACUGGAGAAAGAAAAGAAAAAACUAGAAGAAGAGAAUAAAAGACUCCAGGACAACAAAAAAGAAUUGAAGCAAGAAAAGACAGAAAUGGAGGUGAAGUAUGAGAAUCUGCAGAGCGAGAACCAAGAACUGAAGCAGCAGAAAACAGAAACAGAAGACAGAAAUAAAGAGCUGCAAGAAGACAAGAUGAACCCACAGGAAGAAAUUCAAGACCUGGCAGUGAAGCAGCAAGAAAAUGAACAAACGAAGAAGAGGAAGAAGGUGGGCUGCUGGAGCUGGCUGUUCAGGAAGUCCUGAGGUGGACGAGGCUCAUGAGCUUCCUCUGACUCACCCCUUCCUCACCCUCCACUCCCCCUUUUUCUCCCUCCUUCAACUCUCAUCCUUCCUGCCUCCAUCUCAUCGUCACCUCUUCAUCCUCCUUCCAUCAUCCAAAAAACACCUUCCUCACCUCUUCAACCUCAUCCCAUCUUCUCUCUACCUCACCUCAACACCCCCCCAAAAAUCCCUAAAAAAUAAAAAAAAACAAAAAUAUUUCUUCAUGUUUCUGCAUAUUCUCCAUGUUACUUAUCACCUCAGUUUAAUUACCAGCAUUACUUUUUACUGUUCUAUUCUAACUGUAUUUUAAUUCACCUGUUUUAUUUCUGUGAUGUGGAUUGAAGCUUAUUUGCAGAUAUACUAAUGUCUGUAAAUAAAAGAAUGUCAGUUCUCAGCAAUAACAUAAAAAAGAAACACAUUAAUCCACCAUGUUUUCCUAAGAAAACUCUGACCUCAUGUAUUAUAUGUGACUUUCUCUACUGUAUAUAGCAGCUACUGCUAGAAAAUGUCUAAAUUUUCUUGUAUUUUGUGGCAAUUUUGUUGAUCACUUGUAGC
Messenger RNA from Amphiprion ocellaris (clown anemonefish), 2375 nucleotides. Its product is annotated as calponin homology domain-containing protein DDB_G0272472-like. NCBI's taxonomy places the organism in Eukaryota, Metazoa, Chordata, Actinopteri, Pomacentridae. The transcript has a single exon. The record is from RefSeq and is a predicted model, not a curated record. Bases 135 to 1802 code for a protein of 555 amino acids.